GGGCCGGAGCGGGCGGCGCUGCAGGGAGCGGGGCGCGGGAGCCGGGCGCGCGCCGCCAGCCGAGGGCGGGUGUGCGAUCCCGGCGCGCCGCGUGCAGAGGAUGCGAGCGGCAGGGAGCCGCCGCGCCGCCGUGCCUCGAGAACGCGAGCGGCGGUGACCUCAGCCAGGGGAGAGCCGGGCGACGGCGGCUGCGAGCCUCGCGGGGAUCCUCGGGGCCGGAGUGCGGACGGCGGCGCGGGAGCGCGGGGCGCAGACCGGGCGGGGCUGGCGGACAGUGAUGAGCGGGCGCGCGGGGAGGCUGCACGCCGCCGCCGCAGCCGCCGCCCGGAGCAUCCGCUGCCGGAGCUGCUGCUCGCGGCCCGGGCUCCGGCCAUGGACACGCUGAACGGCCCUGCGGGCGGCGGCAUCCCGGACUCGAAGCCGCAGCCGCCCGGCCAGCACCACCGCCACCAUCACCUCCACCCGCUGGUCGAGCGGAGGCGGCUGCACCGUGCGCCCUCGCCCGCCAGACCCUUCCUCAAGGACCUGCACGGCCGGCCCGCGGCCCCCAGCCCGGCCCCCGCGGCCCCCUCCUCGGGCCGAGCCCUGGCUCCCACCGCCCCACGCUCGCCCAGCCUCGCGGGCAAGGCGCCGCCCUCGCCGGGGCCCUUGGCCGCGCCCGGCCGCCUCUCCCGGCGCAGCGGCGGCGCCCCCGGCGCGAAGGACAAGCCGCCGCCGGGCGCCGGGGCCAGGGCAGCGGGCGGCGCCAAGGCCGCUCCAGGUUCCCGGAGGGCGCUGCGCGCGGCGCCAGCGGAGCCACUGCCCCGGGUCGGGAAGCCGCCGCCCGGGGCCGAGCCGCCGCCCGCCUCUGCCAAGGGCCGCAAAGCCAAACGCGGCUCCGGGGCGGUCCCCGCCCGCGCCGCCGGGCCCCCGGUCGCCGCCGUCCCGGUGCCCGCCGUGAUCCUCGCCGUGACCACCGCGGCCGGCUCCCCCGCCCCCGGCUCCCGCAUCAGCCACACGGACAGCAGCUCCGACCUCUCUGACUGCCCCUCCGACCCUCUGUCCGAUGAGCAGCGCCUGCUCCCCGCCGCCAGCAGCGACGCCGAGUCCGGCACGGGCUCCAGCGAUCGGGAACCCCUGCGGGGGGCCCCCACGACGAACCCCGCAGCUCGUGGGGCGCUGCCGGGUAGCCCCGAACCCCCAAUGUUCCUCUCCGCGCCACAGGCCGCCUGCUUUGGAGGUCGGAGCAGUCCGGGUGGGGUCCCCGCGGGGUCCCCAGGGCCCGGCGUGGCGGAGGAUGCUGGGGGGCGCGCGCCCCCGGAACGAACUAUCCCCGGGACUCCCAAGGAGCAGGGCCCGGGCGAGCAGCCCCGGCUGGUACCGGCGGCGGAGGAGGAGGAGCUGCUUCGGGAGAUGGAAGAGCUGCGCUCGGAGAACGACUAUCUUAAGGACGAGUUGGAUGAACUCCGUGCCGAGAUGGAGGAGAUGAGGGACAGUUACUUAGAGGAAGACGUUUACCAGCUGCAGGAACUCCGGCGGGAGCUGGACCGCGCCAACAAGAACUGCCGGAUCCUGCAGUACCGCCUCAGGAAGGCCGAGCAGAAGAGCCUGAAGGUGGCUGAGACCGGGCAGGUGGACGGCGAGCUCGUCCGCAGCCUGGAGCAGGACUUAAAGGUAGCCAAAGAUGUGUCUGUCAGAUUGCACCAUGAACUUGAGACUGUGGAGGAGAAAAGAGCCAGAGCCGAGGACGAGAAUGAGACGCUCCGACAGCAGAUGAUUGAAGUGGAGAUAUCCAGGCAGGCCCUCCAGAAUGAGCUGGAGAGACUGAAGGAGAGCUCCCUGAAGAGAAGAGGCAGCCGGGAAACAUACAAAGAAAAGAAAGCCUUUGCCCAGGAUGACAGUGCCGAUCUGAAGUGCCAGCUUCAGUUUGCCAAAGAGGAGGGCUCCCUGAUGCUCAGGAAGAUGGCCAAGCUGGGGCGGGAGAAGGAUGGGCUGGAGCAGGAGCUGCAGAGGUACAAGGCCCUCUACGGGGACGUGGACAGCCCCCUCCCCACCGGCGAGGCGGGCGGGCCGCCCAGCACCCGGGAGGCCGAGCUGAAGCUGCGGCUGAAGCUGGUGGAGGAGGAGGCCAACAUCCUGGGCCGGAAGAUCGUCGAGCUGGAGGUGGAGAACCGGGGUCUCAAGGCGGAGAUGGAGGACCUGCGGGGCCAGCACGAGAGGGAGGCAGCCAGCCGGGACCCUGUCUCCAGCAUCCCUACCUCACCCUUCGGCGACUCCCUGGAGUCCUCCGCGGAGCUGCGCCGGCACCUGCAGUUCGUGGAGGAGGAGGCGGAGCUGCUGCGGCGGUCCAUCUCCGAGAUCGAGGACCACAACCGGCAGCUGACCCACGAGCUGAGCAAGUUCAAGUUCGAGCCGCAGCCAGAGCCAGAGCCGGCGUGGCUGGUGGGGGGCACGGGUGGUGGGGCGCCCCUGCAGGACGAGCUCCAGGCGGCCCGGCUGCAGAUCCACGAGCUGAGCGGGAAGGUGCUGCGGCUGCAGCAGGAGAACCGGGUGCUGCUGUCCAACCCCCCGCGCGGCGACAGUGACGCCGACAGCGACGCGGGCCGGAAGGAGAGCGAUGGGGAGGACGGCCGCCUGCCCCAGCCCAGGCGCGAGGGCCCCAUCGGUGGUGAGAGCGACUCAGAGGAGACCUUUGAGAAGACAUCGGGCUUCGGCAGCGGAAAGCCGUCGGAGGCCGGAGAGGGCCUGGCGGAGCUGCUCAGGGCCCGGGAGGACUCCGAGUGCCUGACGAGCAUCAGGCACGAGGCCGAGCGGCUGGAGCGGACCGUGGAGCGCAUCAUCACCGACACCGAGGGCCUUGCCACCGCCUCGCCCGGGGCUGGUGUCCAGGGGGACGGGGAGAGGGGAGAGGGCGCCCAGACGGAGCCCCAGCUGCUGGGGACCCUCAACACCAAGAUGAAGGCUUUCAGGAAAGAGCUCCAGGCCUUCCUGGAGCAGGUGGACCGGCUCGGGGACGGCCUGAGGGAGCGUCUGGAGGGCCUGUCCCCGCUGCCCCACCUCACGGAGUCGUCCAGCUUCCUGUCCACUGUGACCUCCGUGUCCCGGGACUCCCCCGUCGGGAACCUAGGGAAGGAGCUGGGCCCCGACCUGCAGUCCAAACUGAGAGAUCAGAUGGAGUGGCAGCUCGGGCAGGAGCGAGGGGAGGAGCGGGGGCCCCUGCCUCCGCGAGCCGCGCGGGAGCUGCACCGCCGAGCCGACGGGGACGCCGGGAGCUGCCGGCCCGGAGCCCAGAGCUGCUUCAGCCUAGAGAGGGAGGAGGAGCACCUCUGUGCCUGGAGGUGGCGGGAGCUGGAGGUGCAGGACUCUCUGCAGGAGCGGAGCUGGAGCGACGAGGGCCACCUGCUGCAGCAGGAGCUGCGGUCCUGGAGGCAGAACGUCUUCCUCUUCUACGUCAAACUCAGGUGGCUCCUGAAACGCUGGCGGCAGGGGAAGCAGCUGGAGGAGGAAGGAGAGGAGUUUGCCGAGGGCGAAUUUCCGGAGGCCUUCCCCAGGCUCGGGGAGCUGGGAGUCCAGGGGGACCCACAGGCAGACGGGCCGGCCCGAGAUGACAGGGGCCCAGGCUGUGGCUUUCUGCCGGGAGAGCGCCCUGCACACCCCCCUGUGCAGGCCGGGGACCACGGAGCAUGGCUGCUGCCCACGGACGGGGGACAGCUCCACAGGCAGGUGGCAGAGAACCAGCAGCUGUUCUGCGCGCUCAGGGCCCUGCUGGAGGACCUGCGCUCCGAGCUGCGGGAGGACGCGCGUGCCCGGUGGCGGCUGCAGCAACAGUAUGCACGCGACAAGGCGGCCUGGGACGUGGAGUGGGCGGCGCUCACCUGCCGCCUGGAGCAGAGCGACCUGAGCCUGGGGGACAUGGGCACCUCCGCCGACAGCAAAGAAGCUCUCCGGAAGGAGAGGGAGGCGCACCAGAAGCUGCUGGCGGACAGUCACGGGCUGGUCAUGGACCUGCGCCAGCAGAUGCACCACAGCGAGAAGAACUGGAACCGGGAGAAGCUGGAGCUUCUUGAGCGGCUGGACCGGGAGCGGCAGGCGUGGGAGCGGCAGGAGGAGGAGCUGCGCUGGACGAUCCGGCAGUUGCAGAAAGAAAACAGUCCGCGGAGAGGCAGCAGUUUCCUCUGUGAUCAGAAUGAAGGUGACCUCAGCCCCCGUGCCCACCCAGGGGGGCCCCGGGCGCCCCGCCCUGCGGGGACCUGGCCCUGUGCAGACACCGACUCCACGCCCUUCCAAGACCGGCCGCUGGCCAAGCUGAAGGAGUCAGACAGGUGCUCAGCCCGGGAGAACCUCUACCUGGACGCCCUGUCCCUGGACGAGGAGCCGGAGGAGUCUCCGGCCCACGGGCUGCAGAGGGAGCUCAGGACCUACUUCCCCAAGGAAGAAGACAAUCAUAAGGGAAAUCUUCAAAGAGCCGUGUCUGUGUCGUCCAUGUCUGAGUUCCAGCGCCUGAUGGACGGCUCUCCUUUCCUGCCAGAGAAGGGGCUGCCCACAGCAAGCAGCAAGGAGGACGUCACCCCACCCCUGUCCCCCGAUGACCUCAAGUACAUUGAGGAGUUCAACAGCGAGAGUUGGGCCGACAGGAUGGAGGCCGGCACUGAGCUCUUUCCCGACUCCUCCUGGUACCUCACCACAAGCGUCACCCUGACUACGGACACCAUGACCAGCCCGGAGCACUGCCAGAAGCAGCCCCUGCGGAGCCUCGUCUGCGCUGAGCAGGCCGGGGUGAGGGUGCUGCACAGCCCGCCUACCGUCCGGAGGCUGGACAGCAUAAUGGCGGUGGGCGGCGAGAGCCGGGCCCGAGGCCUGGGGGACACCAAGGGGGCCCCCUCGGAACACGUACUUAGCAGGUGGCCCUGUGCCCCCUCCAGGCACCCCCGAGACUACGUGGAGGGUGGGCCCCGGCCCCUCGACAGCACCCUGGCCACCCCCCUGGGUUUCUCCCCACCACUGCACAGCCUGGAGAUGUCCAAGAACCUGAGUGAUGACAUGAAGGAGGUGGCCGCCUCCGUCAGGAACGCCGUCUGUUCUGGCCCCAGCGGGCCUCUGGUGAAGGACAUGGCCUGCCAGACCAAUGGGUCCCGGACAACGGGGACGCAGACCGUGCAGACCAUCAGCGUCGGCCUACAGACCGAAGCCCUGCGGGGCGGCACUGUCACCAGCAGCCCCCACAAGUGUCUCACACCCAAGGCGGGGGGUGGUGCCACGCCCGCGUCCUCGCCUUCCCGCGGCCUCAGGGGCAGGCAGGCAGCCCCGGCCAUCGAGAAGGUGCAAGCCAAGUUCGAGCGCACGUGCUGCUCCCCCAAGUACGGGUCCCCCAAGCUACAGCAGAAGCCCCUCCCCAAAGCUGACCAGCCGAAUCCCAGGCCCUUGACGACGCUGGCCCAGAAGGGGUGCAGCGAGUCAGCCUGGGCCCGCUCCACCACCACACGGGAGAGCCCGGUGCACACCGCCAUCAACGAUGGCCUCUCCAGCCUCUUCAACAUCAUCGACCACGGCCCUGUGGUGCAGGACCCCUUCCAGAAAGGGAUGCGGGCCUCGGCCUCCAGUCGGUCUCGUUCGGUGGAGCCCCGGCCAGAGCUGGGACCAGGCCAGGAAACCAGCCCCAGCUCCCGGGGCCGAUCGCCCAGCCCCAUCGGAGGCGGCGCUGAGACGUGCAGGGAGGAAGGGGGAGAGGGCACGCCAGUGAGGCAGGACCUGUCCGCUCCCCCUGGCUACACGCUCACAGAGAACGUCGCCCGGAUCCUCCACAAGAAACUGCUGGAACACGCCUUAAAGGAGGAGCGGAGGCAGGCUGCCCAUGGUCCCCCCAGUCUCAGCAGCGACAGCCACGCGGGAGAAACUGGCAAGGCCGAGCCAGGGUCCAUCGAGGAACUACCUUGUUCCGCACUAGCUCCGCCCCUAGAGCCCUGCUUCGCCAGGCCCGAGAGACCAGCAAACCGCCGCCCUCCGUCCCGGUGGGCCCCACAUUCCCCCACUGCCUCACUGGCCCUGUCACCCGGGUACCCAACCUCCACAGAAGAGCUCGGCGACGAGGAGCCACCCAUGGAGAAGCCACACCUGUGACGUGGGUUCGCACGGACCAUCCGGGAAAAUUCACUGUAAUUUGCAUAACCACCCAGUCGUCAUCGUCAACCGAACUCUGCCCCAAAAGGAGAGAGCUGGUUUUCCCAAGGUCAAAGAAUGUUAAAACAAACAAACAAACAAACAAACAAACCACAGCUGCUGAAUGUUCAACCUAUGAACCUGAGAUGUUUCUAGAAUGAAACAGUAAAUGUGCCUGUAAGAACUUAACUUUUUCAUAGCGCAGAAAACUAUUUUUGUCUCCAUCUUUUUUACACACAGUAUAUUAAAAAAACAAGUAAAUAAGAUAAAUUUAAAAACAAAGUUUUAAAGAUGUACAUUUUAAGAGAUUCUGAAUACCCUUGGCUCGCAGUACUGACUGCCUGUUAAAUGUGCACUGUUAACAUUUUGGUUUGGUUUAUUUCCACAUUGAAUUAGGGUGUUUUAAGUUAACCUUAUUUGUCAGUGUACUUGUUUUUUAAGAAUUUUUGAAAUGCUUCGGACCGUCUGAUUCAGUGUACUUUUUGUAAUGAAAACCCUGUGAGGCCAGUAGACAAGGCAGACUUCCUACAUCCUGGAGGGUGGAUGCAGAGGCCUCAGCUUCCGCGCUCGCCGUGUGAUCCACGUGUUCCUGUCGGCCUGCAUGUCCACACGCCGCCAUGGCCUGUCCCACCCUGAGACGCUGAGUCCCCACGUCCUGCACUUGUACCACUGUCCUCUAGCGUCCAUGAUACAACAGCAUUUUAAAUUAUUGUUAAAGGAUUAACUGGCAAUCCAGUGUUUACUCAAAUUUUCUUGUUUAAGGAAAAGCACUACAAAAAGUCUUGAGGAUACCAAAUGGAAAGAGAGGGUGGUGCCUCCGAGUCUGUGUGAGACGAUGAAGAAGAAGAAAUAAAGCCUGUACGAGCUGGUA
Messenger RNA from Camelus dromedarius (Arabian camel), 7006 nucleotides. It is a transcript of the gene MTCL1, whose product is annotated as microtubule crosslinking factor 1. NCBI's taxonomy places the organism in Eukaryota, Metazoa, Chordata, Mammalia, Artiodactyla, Camelidae. Gene Ontology annotation, biological process: regulation of autophagy; microtubule bundle formation; establishment or maintenance of epithelial cell apical/basal polarity. Bases 373 to 6096 code for a protein of 1907 amino acids. The transcript has 14 exons. Gene Ontology annotation, cellular component: lateral plasma membrane; apicolateral plasma membrane; midbody. Gene Ontology annotation, molecular function: microtubule binding. The record is from RefSeq and is a predicted model, not a curated record.